CCUGAUUUAGAUUUACUAUGUUACGUCUAGUGUAUGAGACCAGGCUGAAUCGAAGCAGCAAGAUCGGUGGCAGAAUGCUGCAGUUUAACUGGAUUUAACAACGGUGUGGGGCUCUGUCCUCGAAUGAAGAGGAAGCUAAUAUCGAUUUAUUUUAAUCUUCUUGGUUUGGACAGGUGUAGCGUAAUAUCAUGCAAAUGAAAGCCAACAUUUUUAUGUGGGCUGUUUACACAGCGGCACCUCGUUUACAUGCUGAUUGAUUUUAGUUCAAGAUGUCUUUAUCUGCAUCUACAAAUAUCCCACCUGCACUGACAGCGGAUCAGCUAACGGUCAUCGUGGCCUCCGUGUCCUGCCUGGUGUUCUUCGUAGUGAUUCUCGUGCUCCUGGUGGUCUUGUACAGGAAAGACCCUUUCUGCUGCAGGGUGUCGAACAACCAGCACUGUACAGAUGCUCCACCCCAGUACAACAGAAGACAGUCUCUAGUGGUGUCUCCCUACGAUGAACGUACUGCUGCCAUGGCCCACGGAAACAUUGGUUCCCAGGUGAAAAAAAGCCUCCGUCUUUACAUAGUAGGGGAGAGUGGGCUUCCAGGGAGGCUGUUUAUCAUCGGUAAGCCCAGUAGCUAUCACCUGGAUGGGAUCCUGCCCCGCCUUCCGUCCUACGAGAGCGUCCGUAAGAAGGACCGUCAGAGACAGAUCCACUCUAUGAUAGCCAACCGCUUUGGUAUCAGCCCCACACAGUCUGAAACGGAGCCUCCUCCGACGUAUGAGGAGACUCUUCGCCAGUCCAUGAUCAUCUCCUCUGAAGACCUACAGUCUGUUGAGGCACGUCCCUCAGACCUCCCUCUCUCCACCUCUACCUCCAGCCUUGAACACACAGUGACAGUAGCCCGGUCACCCUACCACCCUAUUCAGAGCCCGACCCAGGAACCCCUCUCUGUCUAGUCCAGGAGUUAUUUGAGGGCCGGAACACUACUGGUUUUCAACUUCGCAUUUUAACUACAGACUCAUGUUUCUACCCUUUGCAAGAGAAAAGAAGACAAAUCAACAAAGAAAGAGACAUUGUCAUGAUAAUGCAUGAGUCAGUUUCACUCAGAGUUUGUCCUACUGAGACUAACGCUCUCAACUCUGACUGUCUGUUGGUGUAGCGAGUGGUUUUAACAUGACUGUAUGCUGUAAAUGGCUUGAUAUCCUGCCACUGGCAAUGAUAUCCUUUAUCAGCUAAAUAAUCAAAUCAGCCUACAUUUCAAACUCUAGACAUGCUCGGGUGUGUGGAAAGAAGAUGUCCGCACCUCACAAGCAGACAUAUUAUGCUUCAAUCACAACGUCCAAUGUUGUAGACAACCACAAAACAAGGACACUGUCUCGAGUUGAACGUGUUAAUGAAAAAUCGAAAUCUCCUUGUUUCAAAAGAACACCGAGCUAUGAAUACCCAGCUACCUGACAUGUGAUGAUGACGGCUUUGAGUGUAGGGCCAGACCAGAGAGCUGUUGUGGUUGAACACAUCACUAAUUAUUAACACUACUGAGACAGACAAUGCCUAUGUCCCAAAUGGCACCCUUAAUCCCCAUGUAGUGCACUACAUAGGAAAUAGGGUCCCAUUUGAGACACAAUCAAAGUGUGUUCACUCAGGAACAGUUGACCAGGGACUGUUUGUCUUAACCCAGGUCAAACUAACUAUGCACAGAGAAACUCACAAUGACCCUGACGUUUUCUGACCGUGACGUUCCGGAUUGUUUUUGAAACUGCACUGUCGGUUAGGGGCUCGUAAGUAAGCAUUUCACUGUAAGGUGUGACCUGUUGUACUCGGCGCAUGUGACUAAUACAAUUUGAUUUGAUUUACCUCCUGGGCUAAACUGGAAUGGGUUUGUCAAUGUGUUUAGACUGAGAUACGUUAUGUAUACUAUGUAAAACAUUCCUAUUAUGUGUGACCCAAAUCAAACAAAAAAACAUGUGAAAGUAAUAGUUAAAUAGCUGAACCAAAAAGGGUAAAAUAGGUGAACUAAAGUAGAUAUAAAUUACCUAUCCGCUUUUUAAAAAAGUUUACUCUAACCACGUUUCCAUCCACAUUUUUAAUGCUAGUAAAGUCAGCUGUGAAGGAAACAAGAAGUUUCAGUACUAUUUUAUAAAUGCUGACAGAUCAUUUGUUCGUUCGACAUGGUGGGAUCUUUUUGUGUCUGUAAAAUGUGUUAUGUGAGAAAUGGCGGUGGAAACUCGUUUAUGCACAAAUAUUGAUAUAACAACCAUCGUAUGGAAGUAAACUUGGAGUCACGCGAUGACAUGGUGUGUGUGGUCCUCCCACUACGACUGGGGAAUCCAUGCAGUUUAUUAGAAUACAGAUGAAAUAAAUGAUGAACUUCACAGGGGGGUGAAAGUGCACAGUGAUGAGCUUGAUGCUCCUUUCCAAUAAAUAUUGAGGGUCUGAUUCUGGUGAUCGAUGCUUGACUGCCAUUUGACAAAAACAAAUAUUGUUGCUCCUAUCCAUAAUAAUCUCAUCAUGUAGACUAGCCUACCCGCACUGUAUCUACAAGCUGUUGGCUAGAGCGAACGUGCCAAGACCAAUGAGCCUGUCCUCCUACAGCUCCCCCCACCAGCCUCCAUUGCAGAGUAGGUACAUUUACUAUUUAACGUAACAGUUCUUUGUGACAAAACUAUCAGUAGAAGUGAAAAUGUGAUGGCAACAUAUUGAACUUUAGACUUUUAUUAAGUACAUGAAAACUUAAGCAAAAAAGAAAAUUGUGUGCGUCAUCGCUCACUGAUUUUUAUUUGCAAGAAGUCAGUUUGAAUUACACCACUAGUGGGAAAAUCUCCAUAUUUUCUUUAUGCAGAUUUAUUGAAUAUUCACAUGAAAAUCAGUCUCUAAUUAAAUGGAAAACUAGCUAGUGAGACAAAUUAGUUUAGAUUUGUUGUAUUAACUUGACCUAUAUUCAUCUGACAGGAUUGCUAUCAAACUUACUGUCAAGGUGUCAAAAGGGAACACUCCUGCUGUUCUGUUCAUUGACGUUUGUUAAAGUGAGUUAAUUUGUCCGUUUUUCUCUACCAGGCACAAAUAUGUCCAUAUCCUAGAAUAGAUGGUGAGUAAUGUCAGCGAAGGGAGUAGCGACCUCAUUUUAACCUCUCCCUCUUUGCAGAGUUUCUCUCCCCAAACGCAAUCUUCCCCUAAGCACUUACAAAUCUUAUAACACAACACGCUCUAAACUACAGCGCUCAUCAGUUAUUAGAGGGCCUCCAUGAGAAGUGUUUUGACAAGCUGUCAUCUUGUGGUGAAUGUACCAGGGCAUUCGUAAUGUAUUCCACACUCCCCUGCAUUCCACUGGGAGGAGUUGACAUACCAUCUGUAACUCAUACUCUCAAAAUAAAUGGCACCUAACUCACUCUA
Molecule: messenger RNA, 3375 nt
Organism: Salmo salar (Atlantic salmon)
Lineage: Eukaryota; Metazoa; Chordata; Actinopteri; Salmoniformes; Salmonidae
Source: RefSeq, a predicted model, not a curated record